Dryobates pubescens (Downy woodpecker) is the source of this 981-nucleotide messenger RNA. RefSeq names its product KxDL motif containing 1 (gene KXD1). Gene Ontology annotation, cellular component: BORC complex. The transcript is spliced from 5 exons. Gene Ontology annotation, biological process: lysosome localization. The coding region runs from base 258 to 785 and encodes 175 amino acids. The record is from RefSeq and is a predicted model, not a curated record. Lineage: Eukaryota; Metazoa; Chordata; Aves; Piciformes; Picidae.
GUCCUGAACCUCUCCGCCUCGCCAGCCGCCAUUACUUCCGGCUCGGUGCCGUGACGCAAGGCCGCGCUGACGCUCCGGGGUCACGCUCGCCGUGACCGCGCACCCGGAAGCGAGGUGCGGCUGCCGGUGUCGCUCCCGCUCCCGUCAUGUGAAACGGCAGGACAGACUCCCCCAGGUGCGCGGGCGCUGCCGGCGGGAGCCUCCGGGGUCACCGCGAGGGGUCCAGGCCCGCGUCCCCCCAGAGGAGCCCGGUGGCGAUGGAGCCCACGGCCUCGCAGGUCUUCUGCGGGCGGGUGCUGGGCAUGGUCAACGCUGAGGACGUCAACGCCAUCAUCCUGGCUCAGAAAAAUAUGCUGGAUCGAUUCGAGAAGACCAACGAGAUGCUGCUCAACUUCAACAACCUCUCCAGUGUCCGCAUGCAGCAGAUGAGUGAACGCUUCCUGCACCACACCAAGACGCUGGUGGAAAUGAAGAAGGAUCUGGACAGCAUCUUCCGGAGGAUCCGGACGCUGAAAGGAAAGCUGGCAAAGCAGUACCCAGAGGCUUUCAGCAACAUCCACGAAUCUCCCAUCCUGGAGGACGACGACGACUUCGACCCCGUCCCCAAGAGCACCACCACCACCAUCGCUACCUCUGAGCAGAGCACGGAGUCCUGUGACACCAGCCCCGACAUCAUCUCCCCCACCACCAGCCAGGACUUUGAGGAUUUAUCCCAAGGCCACUACGAUUUGCCGGCCGCCAACGGACAGAGCCUGACGGGUGGCACGGCCGAGGGCCUGGACUAGGUGUGCAGCCCUGCAGAACUUUCUAUCCUCUAUUUAUAGUUGUGUGCUUCUUUUUUUCUCUGGGGGGUGGGGGAGAGAGGAGCCAGGGCCGAGGGCGGCAGAGGUCCUUCUGCCUCUCAGCUGCCACUGUGGUGUAAGCCCUGCCGCUCGCUCCGGGGCGAGUAAGUAAAACCUGGGUUUGAAACACUUCUUGUCC